UUGAAUCGUAUACUUUGUAUCCUAACCUUAAUCGGGAUUCAUCCAAACGACUUAUAUGGGAUUGCUGUAAAUAAACCAAUCCAAACUCUUUCUCUGCAAGCAAAUUGGAUUGAAUUGGGUCAUUUGGUCUGGAGGUUGUUUCUAUGAACACCCUAACAUAAUUUCCUACAUCCCUUUCCGGUUCGCCCUCAGUCAGCAGUAAGCUGCCCCGAGCCCGAAUGAGUCUGGCUUCAAUCUUCUUCAGCAGUGGCCUGGCUUCGUCCCUCUGGACGUCGAAUAGUCGGAGCUCCGGGACACCCCUCGCCCUCCUGCGCACGUUAGUCUCUGCCCAUGCUCUCCAUUACACGCCCCACCGGAAACGCCCGUCAUGUUGUUCUUGGAACUCCAGCAACAAAAGAACAUUCAUCUGUGAAUCUCUUAAAUCUUCAGACAUUACCCCCACCGCUACUGUCCCUUCUUCCUUUAAGGGCUACAGUGAAUAUGGCCGCUUGCUUCCAUGUCCUUCAGAAAAUGGCCCACCAAGAAUUGAACAUAUAGUUGUUUCAGAAGGAGGGCCUGUUCUUGAAUAUAUUAGUGAAGCCUUGGAUCUUCCCCCUCCGUUUGUUGCAGAUCUCAUCCAUUUUGGAGCUGUAUAUUAUGCACUUGUGUGUCCAGAGCCUCCUCCGAGUGCAACGCCGGAGCAAGUUAGAGUAUAUAGGGAAGUUACAGCAUCUUCUGUUCUGAAAAGAAGAGCUUCAAUCAGAGGAAAAACAGUGCGAGAAGCACAAAAGACUUUCCGGAUAACUCAUGUUGAUGAGUUUGUUGAAGCUGGAACAUACUUGCGUGUGCAUGUGCACCCCAAACGCUUCCCAAGGUGCUAUGAAAUUGAUUGGAAAUCAAGAAUUAUUGCAGUAUCUGAAUCCUACGUGGUUUUAGACAAACCUGCUGGAACAUCUGUUGGAGGAACUACUGACAACAUUGAAGAAAGUUGUGCUACUUUUGCCUCACGUGCAUUGGGAUUAACAACACCGUUGAAGACUACUCAUCAGAUUGAUAAUUGCACUGAAGGCUGUGUUGUUUUGGCUAAAACCAAGGAGUACUGCUCAGUUUUCCAUCAAAAGAUUAGAGAGAAAAAGGUGAAAAAGCUUUAUCUUGCUCUUGCUGCUGCUCCUCUGCCUAUUGGAAUAGUUACCCAUUACAUGCGUCCAAUUAACAUGGCUCCAAGACUUAUUUCUGAAGAUCCUAUUAAAGGAUGGCACUUGUGCCAACUUCAGGUUUUGGAAUGUGAGAGGGUUCCCUGGCCAGAUACUGUCACUGAAGAGAAGUAUUGUGUGGAUGACUGUGGAUGGCCCUCAAAGGAUUAUGCAUUUGAGUGUAAAAUUAAUCUUUUGACAGGCCGGACUCAUCAGAUACGAGCUCAGUUGGCUGCCUGUGGUGCGCCAGUAGUUGGCGACUCAAUGUACAUGCCAGCUGCAAUUGCGGAGCUUGCCAAUCCAGGGCUUAAUCUAUUUGGCAAGUACAAGAAACAAUUUACUAGUGAGGAUGACAAAACUGCAGCUGUGCAAGAGUGGAUAGCACAACAUGGGAAGGAGCCUAGCAUUGCCAUUGGUCUCCAAGCGUGUCAAAUUUCUUGGGAUGAAGGAAUGCACAUUUAUCAUGCUGGAUCUCCCUGGUGGAGAUGAGGAAAUGCCUACCAAAGUCCCCAGGUGCUAGAGGUUGGGGGUCAGUAAUGUUGUUCCAAAUUGGACAGAAGUUGAGGUCUCAUGUUUAGAAGUUCCCAGAAUUCACUGAUCUGCUCAUUUUUGUCCCAUUCCUUGGGUCGUUUGUAAGAUCAACUUGCAGCUGUCCACAAGCAUUGUGUCAAGAGGCUGAGAAAAGCCUACCGAAUGUUAGGUGAUCAUUGUACAUUUUUCUUUUGCUGUGCUUUUUAAUGAUUGAAGGCCAUUGCAUUGUGCUA
Malania oleifera is the source of this 1936-nucleotide messenger RNA. Its product is annotated as RNA pseudouridine synthase 6, chloroplastic. The transcript has 9 exons. Gene Ontology annotation, molecular function: pseudouridine synthase activity; RNA binding. NCBI's taxonomy places the organism in Eukaryota, Viridiplantae, Streptophyta, Magnoliopsida, Santalales, Ximeniaceae. Gene Ontology annotation, biological process: pseudouridine synthesis. The record is from RefSeq and is a predicted model, not a curated record. The coding region runs from base 219 to 1661 and encodes 480 amino acids.